This is a messenger RNA of Volvox carteri f. nagariensis, 952 nucleotides long. RefSeq lists its product as uncharacterized. The annotation marks the transcript as partial. The transcript is spliced from 4 exons. The record is from RefSeq and is a predicted model, not a curated record. NCBI's taxonomy places the organism in Eukaryota, Viridiplantae, Chlorophyta, Chlorophyceae, Chlamydomonadales, Volvocaceae.
CCGUCAGUCACGGGGCGGGUAGCGGGGAGUCUUGCGGCUGUGGCAGGGCCAGGGGCUCCUCCAGGGCCCAUGUCAGCGCCGCCGUCGUCCAAUCGCCACAAGCGGUCUGCUUCGAUUGACGUGUCCUCCCUGAUUGCGACGCGGGACGGCAUAGGGCCCGCGAAGGACUACCUGGCGCCGGCGGCCUCACAGUCGCCGGCGGCUGCCAGCCAUGCGCCUCAGGGCCACCUGUCGCCAGAACGUCGGUCGCCCCUGGCGCGAGAUGGCGGCACAGGCACCGGCACUGGCACUGGCAAUUUCAUGAUGGGACAUAAGACCGCACCGCCGGCGUUGGAGGCCUUGCGCCAGAAUCACCCCGGCAUGUCGUUGGCCCAAGCGGCUUUGGCGGAGUUUGAGGAGGAGGUGUUGGAAGAGGGGUAUGAUGAGGACGACGAGGAGCCUGAAGACGACGAGGACGGCGACGGGGGGGAGAUGGAGCCGGCCGUGGACGAGUCGUUGAAUUCCGCAGCCGGCAUUGAUAGGCUGGGCUCCGUCAUCUUGUCUGUGGCCCUGCCGCUGGCGGCGCAGGGCUCCCUGCAUCGGCAGAUGUACGUGUCACAGCAGCAGCGGCCGCCGCUGACGAUGACGCCCACGCAGCCCCAGCAGCCCCAGCAGCAGGCACCAGCGGCGGGCUGCAGUCCUCCAAACCACAUUGGCCAUGUCCCAUACGAGCCACAGUACUCGAACGAGCCGUCUCUAAGUUCCAUUCCGUCUCCGACCAAAGACGGCCUGGUCCGCCCCACCUCCGAGACCUCCUACCCUUCGUCUACCAGUGGUGAGGGCAGUGGGUGCUUGGAGAGCGCUGCGGGGCCGGCGUCUGGGCCCGUACCAGCUUUCCCCGCCGUGCAGGAAGCAAACGGCAGCCUGGCCGCUGCUGCCGCCUCCGCUGGUGUUGGCGGGGGCGGGGGCAAGG